UCCCGAUCCGUUGAAUUGCGUUGCGCGAGCACUUCAGGUGGUUCAGAGUCUGAAUUCACUCUUUCAUUCCCUUCUGCUCUUGUGUUCUGAACUUCGACUGUGCUGCUGCCAACCAGGAGCCCAGGUAUCGCUCAAUAGGUCCUAAUUUACGGAUAUUGAAGCUUGUAAUUUCCGUGGGGAAUAAGUCGGGAGCAGCUGACGAAAGAUGUCUCUGGCUGCUCUGACUUCGACAAUGAACAACGUACAACUUCAAGAAACGCGAUCCAGCGUCUUGUCCCCGAGCGUGGCGCCCUCUGCAAUCAAUUCCCUAUUGCUCCCCGAACUUCUCGCCUUGGCUAUUGAAAUAUAUGUCUCCGACUUUCAUGAAAGCUUCCACUCUCCAUUACGCCGACCGUGCAUGGUCCCUUUCUAUGCCUGGAUUCGCGUGACCCAUGUUUGUCACUACUGGAGAGAGGUGGCACUUGCAACACCUCGAAUAUGGCGACAUGUUGCUCUCUUGAGAGAGCCCUGUCUCCGGGAGAUGCUUGCAAGGUCGAAACAAGCAUCCUUAACCGUAUACGCUAUGUUUAUUUAUAAAGACGAACUCUGGCAAUUUACCAAAAUGCUGAAUUCCGUCUUGGCGGAGACGCACCGGAUAAAGCAGAUCGAAAUUGACAUGAGAGAGCUAGAACUAGCCUCAACUUUCGCAGACACUCCUGCCCCGCAGUUGCGCUCAGCAACAGUGUACGGUCGAGGAAGUUACUCUCUACCCCUUCCAGCUUGGUUUCAAGUGCCUGCGUUGGAGACGCUGUCCCUUUCAACCCUCACCGCGAAAGACGUGUUGCCACUGCUUCGACCUUCCCUCAAGUCGUUGGCAUUGACCAGUGUCGGAUCAAUGAACUGCAUGAUGACUAUUAGCGACCUGCGCGAUGCCUUGCAACGCACGCCCUUGCUCCGUCGUUUGCGUCUGACCGACGCUGUAAAGGGUGUGGCUAUGCCAACGGGCAUUUACAACGGGUGCCUACCUUCAAGCAUGAGAAUCUCACUCCACCAGCUCGAGGAUAUUUCCAUCAUAGGCCACUCAAACGGCUUUUCAGCCAUCUCCCUCUUAUCCAGCUUCAUUUUACCCUCCCAUAUCGAUUUCUGCCUGAUCUUUUACGAUCUGUAUUAUCUUGAUACCGCAGGACCGAUAUUGGACUGUAUAAACCAGAACGUAGUUGAGGGCGUCAGAAAUCCGUUUCACUCAAUCCACGUAUCUGCCUACCGCGGCGGUCGAUUCCAGUUCACCGCUGAAUCACCGCUGCCUACCGAAAGGAAACUUUUGGGCGACCGCGUAUCGGCAAAAUUGACAGUCGGAUUCUCUAUGUACGCAAACGAUGCCGAAGAAUGGCUUCAAUAUCUCUUCCGUACCCUACCAUGUUCGGACGUACUCAAGAUCACUGUCGGCGACUUCAUCACGUUCUCAGCAGAUAUAUGGAGAACAUCUUUCGGUUCUGCGACUCGCUUGGAAACACUGCAGGUCAUUGAACAGGCAUCAGUUACCGUUCCAGAGGUGUUGUUCUCGGACGAGUCCAACGAAAGUAAUGAGCCGAUAACUAUCAUUUUUCCAAGUUUGCGGCAUCUCAUCUUAUGGCGUUGUCGCUUCAACGUCGAAGAACCUACAAUAUACCUAGACAGGCUUAUCGCAGCCUUACAGCGGAGGAGAGAAAGCGGUUUCAAGCUAGAGGAACUGACUCUUCGGCAAUGUUCAUGUGUAAACGAAGAACUUGUCGAGAGGUUAUCAGGGGUCGUGGAGAGUGUCCAUUGGGACGCUGUGAAGUUGUAGUGGUUAUGCAUUCUGAUAUCGAUUGGUGCGCAGAAUCUGGUUUCAGGUAUGUUCGCUGUUACGGACUACGGACAGAAUGAACAUUGGACUUCUUGCUUCUACCCAGAACUUUUUACUAGUACCAUGUGCCCUUCUCUAGAAACUGCAAGUAUACAGGGCAGUAGUCGGGUGGCCCUUUCCUGCUUGUCAUUUCUUUUCGUCCUGAUCAGUUAGAGCCAGUUUUCAACAGGUGUAAAACACGUUACUCACCUU
Somion occarium is the source of this 2056-nucleotide messenger RNA. NCBI's taxonomy places the organism in Eukaryota, Fungi, Basidiomycota, Agaricomycetes, Polyporales, Cerrenaceae. The record is from the annotation of a GenBank genome assembly.